AUGGUGACACCAGUGCUCGAGACCAAUAAGAUAAGGGGAUUCUGGAGCCUGCGCAGGCUGCCAUCCAUGGGUGCCCGUGGCCAAGGCGUGAAGAAGCCGAUCGUCAAGAUCGAGAAGAACGUGUGGGAUGCCCUGGAAUGGGACGCCGACCACCACCACGACCACUUCGAGGCGCCGGUCCACUCGCGCUACUACGAGAAGCUGCCCAGAGUCUCUGUUCUGAGAAAAGAAAAGGAAAAGCAAAAGUGUAAAGAAGCAGAAGCUUGGCCCUUCAGUCUUCUCAAGCUGCUCUUGUCCGCUGUCCAGGUACGUACCUAUGAUUACCACCCUCCCUUGGUUUCCUUUCUUCGUGACCUCUAA
This is a messenger RNA of Triticum turgidum subsp. durum (durum wheat), 360 nucleotides long. The record is from the annotation of a GenBank genome assembly. NCBI's taxonomy places the organism in Eukaryota, Viridiplantae, Streptophyta, Magnoliopsida, Poales, Poaceae.